This is a messenger RNA of Nannospalax galili (Upper Galilee mountains blind mole rat), 2896 nucleotides long. RefSeq names its product syntaxin 12 (gene Stx12). Gene Ontology annotation, biological process: vesicle-mediated transport; intracellular protein transport; vesicle fusion. Bases 103 to 927 code for a protein of 274 amino acids. The transcript has 9 exons. The record is from RefSeq and is a predicted model, not a curated record. Gene Ontology annotation, cellular component: SNARE complex; postsynaptic recycling endosome; synaptic vesicle membrane. Gene Ontology annotation, molecular function: SNAP receptor activity; SNARE binding. NCBI's taxonomy places the organism in Eukaryota, Metazoa, Chordata, Mammalia, Rodentia, Spalacidae.
GGCCCCUUCCCCGCCCUUUUUCUUCCCAGUUUUCCUCUCAGCUGCGGGGCUCGGCUGGUGGCUGCUUCCGGUCGUGGUGCGGCCGGGUCUCAGCUCGCUGUCAUGUCCUUCGGUCCCUUAGACAUGUAUCGGAACCCCGGGCCCUCGGGGCCCCCGCUGCGGGACUUCAACAGCAUCAUCCAGACGUGCAGCGGCAACAUCCAGCGCAUCAGCCAAGCCACUGCUCAGAUAAAGAAUUUGAUGAGCCAACUUGGAACUAAGCAGGACUCAAGCAAGCUACAGGAAAAUCUGCAACAGUUACAACACUCCACAAAUCAGCUCGCCAAGGAAACAAAUGAAUUGCUGAAGGAAUUAGGGUCCUUGCCCCUUCCCUUGUCUACUUCAGAGCAGCGCCAGCAGAAGCUUCAGAAAGAACGCCUCAUGAAUGACUUCUCUGCGGCCUUAAACAAUUUCCAGGCUGUGCAGAGAAGGGUAUCUGAAAAGGAAAAAGAAAGUAUUGCCAGAGCAAGAGCUGGAUCUCGUCUUUCUGCAGAAGACAGGCAAAGAGAGGAGCAGCUCGUCUCAUUUGACAGCCAUGAGGAGUGGAACCAGAUGCAGAGCCAGGAGGAUGAGGUGGCCAUCACUGAACAAGAUCUGGAGCUUAUUAAAGAGAGGGAAACAGCGAUUCGGCAGCUGGAGGCUGACAUUUUGGAUGUCAAUCAGAUAUUUAAAGAUUUGGCCAUGAUGAUCCAUGAUCAAGGUGAUCUGAUCGAUAGCAUAGAAGCCAAUGUGGAAAGCUCAGAGGUGCAUGUCGAAAGAGCCACUGAUCAGUUACAGAGGGCUGCUUACUAUCAGAAAAAAUCUCGCAAGAAGAUGUGUAUCCUCGUGCUUGUCCUGUCAGUGAUUAUUGCAGUCUUGGGAUUUGUUAUCUGGCUAGUUUCUAAAUGAAAUGUGAUUGCCUCAGAGCCUCCUCCUGCUGAGUUGUUUGCAAGGGCAAGUGCUUGAUGGAGUCUUGUCAGAACAAAGUGACCACAAGAAGAGAGUGUAUACCAGAUUGUCCUGUAAUAAUUUAGUUAGAAACUAACUACUAACUAGUCCUUGGAAUUAGUGACCCAUGGAGACAGUAUUUAUCAAUUUAUGUAUACAUUCUAUUGAUUUCUCAAAUAAGAAAAUGACUUAUGUGUACUUUUCUUUCUCUUGUAUUCUGAUUGCCCUUUAUCCCAAGUGCUUACUAAAAAUUCCAUUGUAGAUACUCUUUCUGACAGGUGACACUACAGUCUUAUAAUACUGUCAUUGUGUAUAUACAAGUUUUCCCUUUUUAUUAUCAUCUGAGAUCACUUUCUUUCUGGCACCUAGCAUAUUAGAAUCUGAGAAACUGUACAAUAUGCCAGCAAGUUUUCUUUUUUAAUAUUUUAAUUUGCAUUUCUAAUAGGUAUAUUCUCUGUUUUGCAAGAUUUUGGCACUGUAUUUCCCUGGGAAGUAAAAAUAGAAUUGCACAUGUGAUUUCAGAUUAAAUGAAAAGUACCUGUUUGAGCUGGUCAGCUGAGGGGUACAUGUGAAAGUAUGGGUUCAAAUUCAAUUGCAGUUAGUCUCUGCUAGUGUCAUUCACAGCAGUUCACACACUAAGCUGUCUUGCUCCUGUUUUGAAGAGGUUAGUUUCAUUGACAUUAUUAUAUUCCUUGGGGUCCCUCUCCCACAUGUCUGCAUAGAAAGGGAAUUAGAGCAUGCUUUUUAAAGCCAAUAGGAAUUGUUUGGAAUGAUCAUAUCUACUUGUUCACUGUGGCUCUACAUUCCUGGUGAAUGAUGAAUGUGCCUGUCAAAGGCUGCUCCCCUCCCUUGUGAGGGUUGCUCGGCUUUGAUGGCAAGAAGAUUUUAAAGUGUAGACUGAAGUUGGAUUUAAAAUUUAGGUCUGUGAACCUAGUGAUAAAGCAAAGCAAAGGUUCGUUUUUGUAAAUAAUACUGGUUGAGUGAUGUUAGACGUAUCUUAAUUUAUGAUAAAGAGAUUAAUCUCUAUGCGUAGUUUUAGACAAAAACAGUUUCAAUAAAAGAUUUCUGUCUUGUAAUAUAAAUGUUGUCCACUGCCCUUUUUCACAGGUCUGGAACAGUUAGAGAGCAUGGAAUUGUACAUGCUCUCGCUUAAAUGUGAAUCAAGGCCAAAAAUUAUGGCUCAUUCUUUACUGAAUUGGGGAAUUUGAUUACUCGGUGUAUUUAUAUUUGUUUCUUCUAUUCCCCUUAAUGUUACUUAAUCUUCUUGUUUUAAACUAAUGUGAACAGUAGGGAAAUAAGGGCCCAAAUGCAUAAGUUUCUUUGCACUUUUGCACCAUCCCACCUCCUUAAUACAAAUAAACAUUUAAAAGCUUUUGCAGUUACUUUUAUGAGUUAAUGUCCUAAUGAUAGAGGUAUUACAUAAUGUACUGCCUAAGAAAAACAGACCUGGAGGAAGGCUGGACACCAGGUAAGGACUGUGGAACAGGUGUUGCUGCCCUUUGAAAAACAGGACCUAGAGCCAAAUGUGGUUUGCACACAACUGUAAUCCUAGAACCUGAGAGGACGAGGCAGGAGGAUUGUGAGUUCAAGCCAGCCUGGAAUUCAUAACAAGUGUAAGACCUGACCCUGUCUUCAAAUAGAUAGGAAAGGAAAAGGGAAGACAGAGCUGUUUUGGUGGCACAGUGGCCCAAGCAGCAACUUCAGAGAGAAUUUCCUGGUUCUCAGAUUAUAGGUGGACUUGGAUACAUCAUUUGUAACUUUUCCAAGAAAGAAAAAAAAGGAUCUGUUGUGGAAAACUAUUUGAGAAAAUAAAGUGAUCGUAGUUCCAUAAUACCAUGUGCUUGAUCCAGUGGUGAUUGUAAUGAUGAUCACGGGAGAAUACAUGCCAGUUGCCAAAGAAGUUCUAAUAAACCUAUGCAUAGAAUCCUUA